Molecule: messenger RNA, 3327 nt
Organism: Drosophila eugracilis
Lineage: Eukaryota; Metazoa; Arthropoda; Insecta; Diptera; Drosophilidae
Gene: qua
Product: villin-like protein quail
Exons: 7
Coding region: 478-3165 (895 amino acids)
Biological process (GO): actin polymerization or depolymerization; cytoskeleton organization; barbed-end actin filament capping
Cellular component (GO): actin cytoskeleton; cytoplasm
Molecular function (GO): phosphatidylinositol-4,5-bisphosphate binding; actin filament binding
Source: RefSeq, a predicted model, not a curated record
CAACCAGUCUGCAGUUGGCUUUCUGGUGGCAAAGACGCGUCGCAAUAGUCUCGGAAAAAUAUCAAAGGAAAAACUCGAGUUGCGAGAGUCGGGAAACCGAAUCCGAAACCUUAUCGAAUCGAAUCCAGCCUAACAUUUGGCUUUACUUUCAAUUUGUACUUUAUUUCGGAUCAGUUUUUUGGGAUAUGCAUAUAUUCCCAUUCUAAAUUUUAAAAAUUAUUUUUGAUCAAAAGAUCCAUCGCUUCGCUUUCAAUUUCGCUGCGUGUGUGUAUGAAGUGAGUGUGCGGCGACAUUCGCUUUUCAAAAGCACUGGAAAAACUCGCAAGGAUUUCACUUUGAGCCGCGCUUUUGCCGGCUUCCAUUGGAAUUGCCAUCAAUUUGAAAGAAGAAACAAAACUAGUUCAAGGCAGCUUUGCAGUAUCUUUCAGAUACAGAUACAUCCGCGGCUUAUUGAGCCCCCCCUCCUAACCGAACAACAUGGAGCUAUCGCUGUCACCAAAAGAAACGGAAGUCCGUCCCAACACCAUUCCAGACCUUAAAGUGGAUGCCACUUUUCGCAAGGUGGCUAAAAAUGCAAUAACCUUUGCCAUUUGGAAAAUUGACGAAGAUCGUCUGGAGGCUGUACCCAGAUCGCUGUAUGGAACCUUCUACGAUAACUGUGCCUACAUUAUCUACGCAGCUAGUUUGUCUGGACAUUACGCCAAUCACGAAACUAUCACACGCGAACAGAAGCCAAAUGUGGUUCUGGAGCGAUAUAUUCACUAUUGGUUGGGAAAGAAUGUCAGCGAACAGAAUCGUUCCAAUGUGGUGCACAAAAUCCAGGAGCUGGACUCGUAUCUGGCAAAUGUAUCUUCUAUAUAUCGGGAGACUCAGAGUCUGGAGAGUGCCAGAUUUCUUUCUUACUUCAAAAAGGGCUACGACGUUCGAUCCGGAGCCCUGAUAAACGCUGCUUUGAGGCCACGACUCUUUCAACUGCACGCCCGCAAAUGGUUGCGAUCCAUUGAGUUGGCCACCAUUGAUUGGUCUCACUUCAACUCGGAUUAUAUAAUGGUCCUGCAAACGGAAAGCCUGAUCUUUGUGUGGAUUGGUCGCUCUAGUUCUGGAAUUGAGCGUCGAAGUGCCCUGGCCUGGGUUCAAAAGCACUGUUCAGGAUCUCCUAUCACCAUUGUAGACGAUGGUUACGAACAGGCCAUGUCACAGCAGAAUAAAGAGCUGUGGAACUCCCUGCUUCCACUAAAGAAACGUAUUGUCUGCCAGGCCAGCCAGUUGGUCAGCGAAUACGCCGACUACAACAGCAAUAAAUUCCGAAUCUACAAGUGCAACCAACGGGGAAGAUUGCAUCUGGAUCAAUUGGAUGUCGGCAUGCCAGCAAAAGAUGAUCUGAGUGAUGCCCAUGGUGUGUACCUGCUGGAUAAUUACGGUCAGAGCAUUUGGAUGUGGGUGGGCGCUCAAGCUCCGCAAGCAGAUGCCCUUUCUGCGAUGGGAAAUGGGCGGGCUUUUGUAAAGAAAAAGAAGUAUCCGGAUAACACUCUGGUGGUGCGGGUUUUGGAAGGUCACGAGCCAGUCGAGUUCAAGCGUCUCUUUGCCAAUUGGUUAAACGUGUGGCAGGAGAAUACUAGGGGCCACAAACCAGUGUCCACGAAGUUCGGAAAGCUGGAUGCCCAUUCUCUAUGUGAACGUCCUAAGAUGGCUGCUGAUACACAGCUCGUCGAUGAUGGCAGGGGUGAAAGGAUAGUAUAUCGCAUCUGGGGAGAUCAGGUGCAAGAGGUUCCCAUUUCUAAGACGGUGGUUUUCACCACCAAUGCAAGCUAUGUGGUCAAGUACAGUGUGCAGUGCGCCACUGUAGUUCCUGCGGACUUGGCUUCUGUUGGUAUUAAAACCAUCAUUUAUCAAUGGAAUGGCUCGGAGGCUUCGGCGGAAUCAAUUUCCCGGGCGGACAAGUUUGCCAAGGCCAGUUUUGAUGCUCUCAAGGAGCCAGGGAUGUUCGUCCAGCUUUAUGAGUUCGAUGAGCCGCCGCACUUCCUUCAGAUCUUCGAGGGGAAACUAAUUAUUAUGCGAGGUCAGCGCAGCGACAUGCUUUAUAAUGGGAGCUCAAGUUUGGGUGACCUGAAAAGUAAUGUGUUACUGGAUACGUUUCUGCUUAAGGUUUACGGAGAUGCUAGUUACAAUGCUAAGGCUGUGGAGGAGACUCCCCUUUCGUCGAUCAGUUCCAAAGAUUGCUAUGUGAUCAAAACAAAUCAUGUUUGGGUAUGGUGUGGUCAAAGUAGCACGGGAGACGCUCGCGAGAUGGCCAAAUCGGUGGGAGCUCUGCUGGGGGAGAGCUCACUGGUCCUCGAAGGCAAGGAAAGCAAGGAGUUUUGGCAAUCGGUGGCAAUGUACUUCAAUCAAACUCUAGUGAUCAAUGGAAAUGGGAACUCGUGCUCCAGUAGCACAAGCAGCAGCAGUGGGGCUGGUAGUAUGUGCAAUGGUAGCUCCAAUGGUGGAAACCUAUCGCCCACUCUGAGCAACAAUUGUUACUUGAACACCAGUGUUCCGUGUAAGCCGAGACCUCCUGUUCAGCUUUUUAUGGUCUGGUGGCAACAGAGUUCCUUGCGGUACGAGGAAAUUCUUGGUUUCGAUCAGCAGGAUCUCAGUUCGGAUUGCACGUAUAUUCUGGACACUGGAACCCUCACCUACGUCUGGUUGGGAUCACAGGCUCUAAACCAAGAGCGCUACACAGCCAUUGCCCAGAGUUAUGUGCAGAAUGCUCCAUUCGGUCGCAGGUCGGCUACAGCAUUGGCCGUGGUCAGACAGUUCCAGGAACCAAAUGUCUUUAAAGGAUUCUUCGAGUGCUGGCAAAACGAAUAUGGAAAGAACUUCCUUUCCUACGAGAAAAUGCGUAAGGAUCUGGGAAACGAAGUCCCCACUACAUGUAGCCCAGCAAAUGACGGAUCAGCACUGAUUCUAAACAACAGACAGAAGGACUUUGAUGGUCAUAAAAAGUAUCCACUGACAGUUCUCAUCCAGGAGAUGGACAUGCUGCCACCAGAAAUAAAUCCCCUAAAGAGAGAGGUUCAUCUCACUCAUGAUGAUUUUGUAUCUGUUUUUAAAAUGUCAUUUUAUGAAUUUGACGAGCUGCCCAAAUGGAAGAAAAUGGAGCUGAAAAAACAGUUCAAAUUGUUUUAAGCUUCGCAACUUGUUAAAAUGCGCAUAAUGAGAGCGCACUGUACAUAAUCCUCACUUUUUAAGAAUACUAUAAAGAAAUAGUAGCUGUUGAAGCAAUUUAUGUUAAAUAUAAACACACGUAGACAUAAUAAAGCGAAAACAUGGAACUUUUACAAUUAAAAA